Molecule: messenger RNA, 564 nt
Organism: Penicillium soppii
Lineage: Eukaryota; Fungi; Ascomycota; Eurotiomycetes; Eurotiales; Aspergillaceae
Product: peptide chain release factor family protein
Exons: 2
Coding region: 1-564 (187 amino acids)
Biological process (GO): translational termination
Cellular component (GO): mitochondrion
Molecular function (GO): translation release factor activity
Source: RefSeq, a predicted model, not a curated record
AUGCUCCCACGCCUGCAGUGGGCAGUUAAAAAACUGCCAAAUCCCGCCCGCUUCUUCAGCGAAACCCCAAUAACCCCCGCCAAACCCCUCCCUCCACGCCUGAAAAUCAACGAUGCCGACAUAUCAAUCUCCUACCUGAAAGGCACAGGGCCUGGCGGACAGAAGAUCAACAAAACCAAUUCCGCCGUCCAGAUCAUCCACAAACCAAGCGGGAUAGUAGUGAAAUGUCAAGCGACGCGGUCUCAGUCCCAGAACGCCAAGACUGCGCGCUCGCUAUUGGCGGAUCGGGUUGAGGCGCUGGAGAAGGGAGAUAAGAGUCGGGUUGCUAUUAAGGCCGAGGCGAAGAAGAAGAAGAAGGCUAGUAAGCUCAAAAAGACUAAGAGGAAGUAUCGGGAGCUUGAAAAGGGAAAGAAAGGUGAGGUCGAAGAGGAGGAGGAUGAGGUGGAGAUUAUCUGGGAUGAUGAAGUUGUGGAAAGCAAAGAGACGCCUGAGGUUGCGAAUAAGGUUGAGGUUGAGUCCCCUGAGAAGUUUGAGAAAUCGGAAGAGCCUGGGAAGAGUGUAUGA